GCGCACUGCAACUGGACGGUGCACUACGACAGGCGGGCAGCAGCGAAGGAUGUCCGCCCAUAUGGACAUGGAUACAGGAGGUGUUUGGAAGUAUGCUGCCAUGAUCCUACGUGCAAGGCGCUGGAAGUGAAAUCCUCCGGACACGGGCACCACGGCGAGUGUAACGAGAUCAGCGGGGCACCGACGCUGGACAGCGCGCAGAG
Prorocentrum cordatum is the source of this 203-nucleotide messenger RNA. Lineage: Eukaryota; Dinophyceae; Prorocentrales; Prorocentraceae. The record is from the annotation of a GenBank genome assembly.